Colletotrichum acutatum is the source of this 1529-nucleotide messenger RNA. RefSeq lists its product as uncharacterized. NCBI's taxonomy places the organism in Eukaryota, Fungi, Ascomycota, Sordariomycetes, Glomerellales, Glomerellaceae. The transcript has 2 exons. The record is from RefSeq and is a predicted model, not a curated record. The coding region runs from base 377 to 1198 and encodes 273 amino acids.
AAGAACACCUCGCCGUAAACUCGGUAAAGAGUUACUGAAAAGAACAUUUUUAUCCGAGACCCGCCUCCACCCCCGCCGAUACAGACUACUCCUAUUGUCCUAAUACGGAAAUACUACAAUGAGGCUCUGUGCCCGGCAUAUGAGCAAUUUUUGACCCAAUUAAGAUGGCGGCCAAACGAAAGCGGCCCGUCGGUCCUUGCUGACGGUCCGACUUACACGUCUGCAACGCCCGUUCAGUGUCAUUUCUGCGAGACCGAAGUCUCUUGGCUACCCUUGGCGGCGAUGACGAGCCAGAGAUCAUACCAGACCUUCGCACGCAUCUCUCGAGAAAGAAAAUCGAAGACUCAAAACACACGACCCUCCCAUCCGCUUCAAAAUGGCAUCUCAAGACAUCAUUUCCAUCUUCCAGGCCUUUCUGGAAGCAGUGAACAACAAGAAGUGGGAUGAAGUCCACAACCACCUCCAGCCUGUAGUGAGAGCAACCUACAACGAAAACACAGAAAGCAGAGACCAAUUCAUCAACCGCCUCACCACGACGGCCGAGAAGGGCAGCCUCCUCAGCGCAGACCAGUUAACCGUCAACGAGGCCGCCCAAUCCCUCGGCACCCGCCUCGUCACAACCACAAGCGAUGCCCCUGAGGGAACCCCAUCCAAGGUCUGGGACCUCGUUCUCGUCUUCUUCGAGAACGGCAAGAUUGCCCGUCUCUACCAGGUCGCGAACCAACAAAGCCGGGGAGCAGGUCCCGUGCCCGCGCCGCCGUUCGUGCCCGAGUACGCCGCCAAGGCCUCCCAGAACCCAAUCUCGGCCGCCGAGAUCGAGGCGCUGUACCGCAAGUACAUCUACAGCUACAACGACGGCACGAUGCCCACCGUGCUGCCGGCGCUGUGGGCGGAGACGAUCUCGAUGCACGGAAACCUGGUGCCGGCGGUCGGGGCCGUGGGGUUCCUGGGCAAGAUUCUGCUGCCUGUCAUCGCCGGACUCAAGUAUGAGGUUGACGAGUUUGUGGUUGAUGUGAAGAAGCAGCAGAUCGCCGUCAGGCUGUCCAUCUCAGGCGUACCUCAGAACAAGAAUCUGCAGAAGAACGGCCCUGAUGGGGAGGUGACUGUCUAUGAGCAUGCUUUGUACGGAUAUGAGGAGGGCAAGGUUGCUUGGGCUUGGGCCGCACAGGCUUUCGACAUGAGACCUCCCUCGUUGUAGGGUCGUGGGCAGUGAUGCUCCCAUGAUUGACCGAAAUAGCGUUUCGAUUUUCGGUCAAUAUCAUGAUCAGACGCCUAAACGAAGCACAUCAAACAGUUAGACUUGAUUCAUAACCGAUCGGCUGAUUUUUGCUGCGUCUGGAAGAUCCUACCACUAUACCCGACUCAUCACGCAGUUCAGCCUCUCAAACCCCAAGCAUCUCACCUUCAGUGCUGCAUGUGGGUACGCCUCAGAGAUCGUUUGUUGUCUCCAAUCUUAUUGAAGACACACCCUUGCUGCUUGUGCAUCCUGUACGUCGAGUAAAUAAAUCUUAUUUCCAUUAUUUAUGGCA